Messenger RNA from Paralichthys olivaceus (Japanese flounder), 1360 nucleotides. Lineage: Eukaryota; Metazoa; Chordata; Actinopteri; Pleuronectiformes; Paralichthyidae. The record is from RefSeq and is a predicted model, not a curated record.
AUGUGUUUUUCAGGUAUCAACUCCAUCGUGGCCAUUGCAUCGUACACAGGAUACAACCAGGAGGACUCUGUGAUCAUGAACAGAUCAGCAGUGGAUCGAGGUUUCUUCAGGUCUGUUUUCUAUCGAUCCUACAAAGAGCAGGAGUCAAAGAAAGGUUUCGAUCAGGAGGAAAUCUUUGAGAAGCCGACCCGUGAAACCUGUCAGGGUAUGAGGCAUGCCAUCUACGACAAGCUGGAUGACGAUGGGCUGAUCGCACCUGGCGUUCGUGUGUCCGGUGAGGACGUGAUCAUCGGGAAGACGGUGACGCUGCCGGAAAACGACGACGAGCUGGACAGCACCAACCGGCGCUACACAAAGAGGGACUGCAGCACCUUCCUCAGAACCAGCGAAACAGGCAUCGUGGACCAGGUGAUGGUGACCCUGAAUCAGGAAGGCUACAAGUUCUGCAAGAUCAGGGUGCGUUCGGUCCGGAUUCCUCAGAUUGGAGACAAGUUUGCCAGCCGACAUGGACAGAAAGGAACCUGUGGGAUCCAGUACAGACAGGAGGACAUGCCAUUCACCUGUGAGGGAAUCACACCUGACAUUAUCAUCAAUCCUCACGCCAUCCCGUCCAGAAUGACUGUCGGCCAUCUGAUCGAGUGUCUGCAGGGCAAGGUGUCUGCAAACAAGGGUGAGAUUGGUGAUGCGACGCCAUUUAAUGACGCCGUGAAUGUUCAGAAGGUGUCAAACCUGCUCUCUGAAUAUGGAUACCACCUGAGAGGAAAUGAGGUUCUGUAUAACGGUUUCACUGGGAGGAAACUAACGUCUCAGAUCUUCAUCGGUCCGACGUAUUAUCAGCGUCUCAAACACAUGGUGGAUGACAAGAUCCACUCGAGGGCCAGGGGCCCAGUGCAGAUCCUCAACAGGCAGCCGAUGGAGGGAAGAUCACGUGAUGGUGGUCUGCGGUUCGGGGAGAUGGAGCGUGAUUGUCAAAUUGCUCACGGAGCGGCUCAGUUUCUCAGAGAGCGUCUGUUUGAGGCAUCUGAUCCGUAUCAAGUCCACGUGUGUAACCUGUGUGGGCUGAUGGCCAUCGCCAACACACGGACGCACACGUACGAGUGUCGAGGCUGCCGCAACAAGACACAGAUCUCUCUGGUUCGGAUGCCAUACGCUUGUAAACUUCUUUUCCAAGAGUUGAUGUCGAUGAGCAUCGCCCCUCGUAUGAUGACAUCGUAAAAGGCUCAGCCAAUCAAACAUCUUCCUGUGACUCAUCAGCAGGGAGUAAAAGUACGAUUUGAGCGUGAUGUCAUCGCAGUUCCAUGUUGUUGUCUCAGUUUGUUUUUUUAGAAGUUGAAUAAAACUGAAUUUCUGGAUCACAUGG